GCGCGGCGUGGCUGCUGGAUCCUCGAUCCAGUGUGGCGGAACGCGAAUAGUGGGGUCAUCGCGAGCAGUGGCGUCGUCUGAUUGGCCGAAGGGGAAUUGGUGUUGGACGAGAGUAGUCGAGUCGACGCGAAUGUGUCCGAGAGAGAGGGAAACUCCGGCAAGCGAGAAAUGGGUUGGAGUGGGGGAAACAGCGAAGCGGAGGGGGACUCGGAGCAGUUCGGAUUUCGGAUGCACACCGUGCGGGAAUAGUGAUUCAGUUAGCGGUGAGCCGCCGUAGGGGGUGGAUUGUUGAUGUCGUUAGUUUUUCGAACCGGCGUGCGUCGCUCGCGUCUUUCUCGUGUUUCGCCUCGCGUUCAAACCGUUUUCCUGUGUACGCACGCACGCGCGUGCACCUCUCUACGAAUUGUUCGACUCGUUCAGGAAUGAAAUUGUCACGUUGCUCCUGCUGGAGGAUCGCACACACGUGAAGCCGGUUGGUUGGUCGGGAAAAGUUUGAAAAUCCAUUCGCGGCUUUUCCGUAACUCGCGACCGCCGAUGAUGUUAAUCGGAGGAAAAAUCGAGGGGAGAGUGGCGGGUGUCGAUGUUCUGAGAGGUUAAGAUAUCGCGAGCAUGCCGAGCAGGAGAAAAUCGUAGGGUCGAUUAUCGCGUUUUUUCGAAACACGCCAAAGAGGAAGAGGAUCAUCUACCCCUGUUUGCCUACACGAAAGAAGGACAGUUUGUGCGUAGGUGAUCCAAGGAAAGGGGAAAGGGAGAGCAAGUUACAGGAUAAAGGGAACUAAACACAAAAUGAAGAGUCGACCGGCACGAAUGUUCGGAAUCCUCUGCGGGGUGAUUCUGUUGUCCCAGCACGGUAACACAUUGGCAGGUAGCGAGAUCUACGCGAAGAUGUUCUCCAGUCCGCAGCAUCCGUCGGAUCCUUGUUACGACGAGGACAGACCGCGCCGGUGUAUACCGGAUUUUGUGAACGCGGCGUUCGGUGCCGCGGUCGAGGCCUCGUCGACCUGCGGUACCGGCGGUCCUACGAGAUAUUGUGAUGUAACUGAACAGCCAGGAGGUGGCACGGGAAUAGGUCAGUGCCAUACCUGCGACGACAGCACGCCGAGACGUCGAUUUCCGGCGAGUUACUUGACGGAUCUGAACAACUCGAACAACGUAACCUGUUGGCGCAGCGAGCCACUCGGCACGUCCCAAAGUUUCUCCGCGCCGCCGGACAACGUGACUUUGACCUUGUCGCUAGGAAAGAAAUACGAACUGACCUAUGUGAGCCUGCAGUUCUGUCCGAAGGCUGCUAAGCCGGACUCGAUCGCGAUUUACAAGUCAAUGGACUACGGGAAGACAUGGCAGCCGUUUCAAUUCUAUUCGUCCCAGUGUCGCCGUGUCUACGGUCGUCCGAACCGAGCGACCAUCACGAAGGCGAACGAGCAAGAGGCGAGAUGCACCGACAGCCAUCGUUACACGGGCGGCGAUGGCCUCGGCCCCGUCGGCAGGAUCGCGUUCAGCACCCUGGAGGGUCGUCCGUCGGCUUCGGACUUUGACAAUUCACCGGUUCUGCAGGAUUGGGUUACCGCGACCGACGUUCGAGUCGUUUUCAAUCGGCUGCAUAUGCCGCAGCAGCCCUCCCAGGAGCAAGUCUCGUCCUUGGGUACGGACGACGAUCGGGAUCAUCCCCUCGGCCUGGAAGAAUUGGCUAAACGCGAAAGAGAGCGAGAGGAACGCGUUAAGAAUCAAAAGAAUCUUCUAAGAGGCUCGAUGGAUCCAUUGGCCACUGCUUUACCCUCGGUACAUCAAGUGAUCGCGCCUCAAGAAAUGCAGUCAAACGACGCCGUGGACGGUGGUGAGAUGAGUUUCGCCGCUGUAACCGUCUCCACAUCCACCAGCAGCACCUUGUCCAGCGCCGGGACAAGCACCUUUGCUCACCACUACGCCGUUUCGGACUUCGCGGUCGGAGGCAGGUGUAAAUGCAACGGGCAUGCAGCGAGAUGCAUCCCAGGCAAGGACGGCGAGGUCGCGUGCGAAUGCAGGCACAACACCGCCGGCAGAGACUGCGAGAGGUGUCGGCCGUUCCACUUCGAUCGACCCUGGGCACGAGCCACUGCCAGAGAUGCCAACGAAUGCAAAGUGUGCAACUGCAACCUUCAUGCGAGAAAGUGCAGAUUCAACAUGGAACUGUACAAGCUGUCGGGACGUGUCAGCGGAGGCGUUUGUCUGCAGUGCCGGCAUUUUACGGCAGGAAGACACUGUCAUUAUUGUCGGGAAGGUUACUACAGGGACCCGGCCAGACCGAUCACGCAUCGUAAGGCCUGCAAACAAAAACCAAAGAAGACCACACUAUUCCCUUUGGAUAAGAAUUUCCAGAUUGUUGGACCGUGUGACUGUCACCCAAUUGGAGCUUCCGGGAAAACUUGUAACCAAAGUACCGGCCAAUGUCCUUGUAAAGACGGUGUAACCGGUACAACUUGUAACAGAUGUGCCAGAGGUUACCAACAAAGUAGAUCUCACAUUGCACCUUGUAUCAAAAUACCAAGGGUUGUACAGACGCAAGGCACGGCCGGCGAGGAGAGCGGUGAACACGAAGACGACGACAACCCGCGUGGUUACGAUGGACGAGCCGAUCAAUGCGGAAAAUGUCGAGCCAGCACUAAAAGAUUAAACUUAAACAAAUACUGCAAAAGAGACUAUGCUAUCCUCGGUAGAAUAACAGACAGACACAAAAAGAACGACGGUUCACCGGCUGGGACAAGCGUUUCCGGUUCCGUUUGGAUACGUUUCACCUUAGAUGUUAACGUCAUCUACAAAAAGUCUCCAAACUCGAGGAUUCGUCGUGGUGACGUAUUUCUUUACGUACACUCGGCUGAUUUAGCCUGUAGAUGCCCGAAAAUCAAGCCAAAUAAGUCGUACUUGAUACUUGGCCAGGAGAGCGAUGGCGGAGGUCAAGGUGGACUGACAGUAACGCAGAGGUCAAUUGUGAUCGAGUGGCGCGACGAGUGGCAUCGCCGAAUGCGACGCUUUCAACGAAGGGCGAUAUCGUGCCAUUGAACUAAUUAUUCCCGCCUGACCAAGGAAAUAUAGACGGAGAAAGAAGGGAAGAUAGAGAGACAGGAAAGGGAGAGGACAAGUAAAAAGAGCGAUAGGUAAAAAUAGAAGUUGAAAACCUUUUAAAACUUGUACUCUCGUAGAAAGGUUGCACGUUCAUUUUCAAGCUGCCAAUAGCUGCUGUAUAUCUACUCGCAUACCUACUUCUAGGUUUCUUUUUCGCACGGAGUACUCGACGACGUCCUAAGAUUAACGAUAAGUAAUAAAGUAAACGUCAUUGCCAAGUGAAAUGCAAGUGAGAACUCGAAGUGUUUAUAGAAGAGAAAUAUCAGGCGAACUGAAUUCUUGUUAUAUACAAAUAACACUUAAUUUAUUGCAACUGACAUACAUGCUUUGAAUAAUAAUUGACUAUCUGUAUACCAUCUACCUAUAUAGAAGAAGAUCGGUUUGUUAAUUAAGCAGAUCUGUGAAAGAGCGAUGAAAUCAUUUAUAUUAACAAAAUUCGAUCUGCUAAUUUUAUUUCCAAUAUAAGUAUGUGCCAAAUUUUUCAAAAUAAUUAUUUUAUAUAUAUGUAUAAAUUAACAAAAAAAUAUUCAAGUCCUAUCUAAUUCUCCUAUACAAAGGUAUGCACACUACCUUGACUCUCGAAAAUAAAUUUUUACAUGUUUCAAACUUAAAAAAAAAACUGUAUACAUCAAACAUACGGACUUCCCACGUGCAUUUCAUUAAAUCAAAAAAAAAGAAAAAAUGCAAUAUCUUGUAUUAAAAUUAGAUUUAGAAUUUAUAUCAAUAUAUACAUUUCCUAUGGAUUUAUAAACUAUACUUCUUUUUUAUUGAUCGUAUAUAAGAGAAUGCAGAAGGAAAAGAAAUUGCGUUUUAUAUAUAUAUCUGCAAUAAUUAUCGAAUUGAUUUUAUAUACGUGUUCAAGGUGUGUUGCGACUGAAACGGCAGCAUUGUACUCCAUUUCUGGAAAAAAAGAUUUCACAAUUUUUUGUCCCUUUUGCUCAAAAGAAUAUAAGGAAACAAAUAUAUAAGAAUAUAUUCCAUUAUAUGUAUUAAUACGAAUCGAAUGUGCAGUAUUGGAUAGCGAAUUAGAAUUAGUUGUAUCGCAUAUCAGUUGUAACUAACGUUUCGUACAAAUAUUGUAAUUUUCAUUGUUUCGUUACAAGCUGGUAUGUUGCAAAUUUCUAUGAACGUACAAUUCGAAAAGAAUUAUUUUCUAAAUAUUUCUAAAUGGUUAUAUUACUUUGAAUACUUGAAUCGUCAAAUUUUUUAAAUUUUAUCAAAGAUUGAAUUGGUUCUCGGUAUUAACAGUGUUAUAUGUACAUACCGAUUCUUUUACCGAAAAUUUUUCAUUUUUAUUUUUAUUUUAAGUUGAACGAAUUGUUCCUGAAAAUUUGCAAUAUUCCAUCUCUCUUAUUACAAUUUGAUGUUUUACAAUGUUUGUAAAUGUCUUUUCCCAGCCCCCAAAAACUUCCCAUCUUUCUUCUUUUCUUCCCCUGCCCCCUCCCCCCAUUUUUUUAUUUAUUUAUUCUCCUCUCAUUCGAUCAUCGUGAAUCGAACCACAUUUAUAAAGAUAUACGCGUACGUUGAAUGUAGAUUUUCUUGUACAUUUUCUAUAUAAAUUAUUAAGAUUCAUUUUUUCUAGUUGAUAUUAUUACUAGUAGUAUUAUUAUGGAUAGUAGUAGCGAUAGUCGAUAGCAGUAGCGAUUAUGAAAAAAAUAUAGAGGCUAAGCUCGAAAUGUGUCGAAAUAUUACGGAUAUGGAAAAGUUUUCAUUGUUUCUUAAGCAAUAUUUUUUAAUUUUUCUUGUAUCAUAAACCAUCUCCCUCUUUUACUAUAUAUCAUUUCUCACCAAUUAAAAGUGUAAAUAUGUCAAUGAAUACAUUUUAUUAUACAGGAGUGUUCGGAUACCCGAGAUUACAAAGUCGGGUCGGGUACCCGAUGCAUCUGUCUAUGCUUUAUUACUUACAUUGAUCGAUAUUAAUAUAAUAGGACAAUAUACGUUAAAAAAUUUUCCAAAAUACCUCAUAUUAUUAUUUAUACACGAACUAUGAAAACUUUUGCAUAUCUCUGAUACUAUUCAUGAGAAUCACCGGUUGAACUACUUAAUACCAGGGAAAUUAUCGUAAUUAUCAGAGGUUCAUUUAAAAUUACGAUGAUUAAUAUUAUCGACGGUCGCGAAUAUGUACGAAGGUAUAAAAUAACGUGUUAUUUAUUUAACUUGGACGGUAUUUGUUGCGACCUUCCACGAAAUUUCUUAGGAAAAAUAAUAUACAAAAAUGUUUCCUUUUACUAUGACGUCGCGUGAUAAAACGAAUUGUUCUUCCGAAGGCUAAGGGUUGUUCUUUCUUUGUUUUUUACACGCCCUAAAAUAUGUACCUUGACAAUAAAAAGAAACUGUCUCGAUUAUGAAAAUUUUACCAACUGAACGAGAAAAAUAUUAUUAUCGUUAAACGAAACGACUUGCGAUUAAAUAAAUGUCGUGCUUGAAAUGUAAGUUCCUAACUGUGACGAUUAUUACCUUCGAACAGGUGAUCACUAAAAUCAAUUUUAACCCAUUUUCACCGUUGCUGUCUUUCUUUUUUCUUCUUAUAAUUUUAAUCCGUUAAAAUUGUAUCAGUCGUAUUAAUUGACGAAUUUUUCAAUAAUUUUCAAUGCGUGUUUUAAUGCUUAAUUUUUGGAAUUAUCAACAAGUAGAACGAAGGUUCAAUUUAGAAAUUUCGUUUCGAAGAUCGUAACUUGUAAAAGCGGUAUCCACGGCUAAAUACCGUUUUGCGUACCGCAAUCAACAAUGUAUCUAUGUACUUACGAUAUUAAUGAUUAAUGAGUAUCGAGCGCUUUGAACGCUCUAUGCGAUCGCAACAGACGACUUACUAUCGUAUAUUACGAACAGAACUGGUAUGAAAUGACGUACUUCAAUUCCUGACUUACGUGGCUCUUUUUCAACCUUCUUUCUUUGCACAAUUUGUUUAAAAAAAAAAAAAGAAUUAAA
Osmia lignaria (orchard mason bee) is the source of this 6027-nucleotide messenger RNA. NCBI's taxonomy places the organism in Eukaryota, Metazoa, Arthropoda, Insecta, Hymenoptera, Megachilidae. The record is from RefSeq and is a predicted model, not a curated record.